Messenger RNA from Chlamydomonas reinhardtii, 12336 nucleotides. RefSeq lists its product as uncharacterized. The transcript has 22 exons. The record is from RefSeq and is a predicted model, not a curated record. Gene Ontology annotation, molecular function: ABC-type transporter activity; ATP binding; ATP hydrolysis activity. Lineage: Eukaryota; Viridiplantae; Chlorophyta; Chlorophyceae; Chlamydomonadales; Chlamydomonadaceae. The coding region runs from base 365 to 11053 and encodes 3562 amino acids.
GUUAGAACCCAACAAGUCAACUGGGCUAAAGCCCCAGGACGAUAACCGGCUCGCUUCAAGGCCUAGUCCCGCCACGUACACUAGUUGCCUUGCAGGCUCAUAAGCUUGUUGAUAGUGCACAUAAUACAUCAAUACUGAUCCUAGCUCAUUUUUGCCGGGUAGAGCAUUGUCUCGGCGUGGCCCUGUGUGUACGCAUGCCUCGUAGCUCCUCGCUAGUAUAACUUAGUGUUUUCAUAGUAGUCACUUGUAUUAUAUCGGUGCGCUUGUAACUGAAGCAGCACGCCUGGCAGCGGAAGACAUUUGCGAAUGGGUUUGCCAAGGGCGUGAUAGCCCUUAUACGGGCUGAAGAACAGUUGGAGAGGCCAUGGGAUGCCAACCGAGGAACAGGCGAUUAAGCAGGCUGCAAGGCGUGCGCGCGAGGCUCCUGGAGUGUGGCCUCAUCGUCGCCCUGUCGGUGGCAGUCUGGGGCGUGGGCCAAGCACAGCUAAUUCUUAAUGGUCCAUAUGGUGAACUGGAUAUCCCAGAGCAACUGGCAAAGCCACCGUUUUGGCGUCAGGCACUUGCCCCUUGCGGGCUGGCCAGCAACGAUACAGGCGUUCGUCCGAAUCGCUGCGCCAACAACGUAGACUUUUGCUUUCCGGAUCCAUACCAGCCCACGUUCCAGGUUUGCACGCCGUGCUACAAGGCGUGCCUGGAGUGCACCCGGUUUGAUUCCCCUCCCCGCAAUUGCAGUGGCAUUACGAACCACGAGUGCAGCGCCUGCGGCUGCUCCCGCACGCUCAACACCUGCACCUCCUCCCGCGCCUGCCGCACCGGCUCCUACUGCGACCGCUACGUGGGCAAGUGCGUGUCCUGCUACGAGUGCCUGGACGACGGCGACGUGCGGGAGGGCUCCUGCCGCCAGAUCUGCGGGCACUCGCCCCGACCCGUGCUGCCGGGUGUGUUCGGGCUGCCCUACGACCCGGACGACGAGGCCGCCAGCGAGUGGGUCAUCGACGCGGCGGUGGAGGUGGCGGCGCUGUUCAAGUCCACACUGGGCACCGCGCCCGCCGUGGGCUGGUUCGACCUAGGCACGGUGCUGGGCGGCGUGGGCUUUGACUUCCUGCCGCCGGAGCAGCUGCGCUUCGCGGUGCUUCAGGUGACGCGCGCCAACGCCACCUACAGCGGCUACGUCGCCGCCAAGUCGCCGCGCGCGCCGCCGCCCAACGCGCCGCCGGACCCGCCGCCGGCGCCGCCCUCGCCGCCGCGGUCCGGUAACACCAGCGUCAAUGCCACCGUGAACGGCACCUCGGGCGGUGUCAACGGCACCUCGGGCGGCGGCCUGAACGCCACCGGUGCCGUGUCGCGCCACCGCGCCGAGCUGCGCCGGCGCUUCCUGCAGUCCACGACCGGCGGCAACGCCACGGCCACCACCACCUCCCUGCCCAGCUUCCCGCCCACCAUGGAUGCCAACCCCUCCACCGCGCCCGUGUACCCGGAGGACCUGGUGCGCGUGUUCCUGCUGCAGCGGCGCGACCACUACGACGCCUUCUGCCCGCCCGACGCCCAGAUCUUCUCCACAGGCCUGUCCUACCCGGGCUGCGCCUGCAUGGCCAUCCCGCCCGAGUACCAGUCCGACACCUCGCUGGUGACCGGCUCCACAAAGCAGUGGAUCGACUACCUGGCGUUGCUGGGCGGCGCCAACGCCACCACGGCGCAGGCGGCGUGCCCGCAGGGCUUCCGCUGCUCCUCCGCCAACUUCCAGCAUAUGCGCCACCUCAUGAGCCGCGCCUACAUCCCGCUCACCAUGGGCAUCUGCGUGCCGUGCCUGGUGGGCGAGUACUGCCCCGAGGGCACCGUGGAGAAGACGCAGGACCUGGUGGAGGUGUGCAACCGCCGCAGCGCCCUGCUGGACAGCGCGGAGGACAGCAGCAGCAACAGCAGUAGCAGCAGCAGUAGCAGCGGGAGCGGCAGUAGCAACAGCAACAAGGACUGCGGCAACACGCGGCUGUGCCCGGCGGGCAGCUACUGCCCCGCGCCGUCUGUGAAGCAGAACUGCACAGUGGGCGACUUCUGCACGGAGGGCUCCACGGAGCCGGUGACGUGCACGUUCGACACCAUCCUGAACCAGCUGCCCUUCGCCACCGUGAAGCCUCAGCCCACCUACGUGCUGUCCACCGUGACCCAGGGCUCUCCGCUCAGCGGCAACUACUGCCCGGAGGGGAGCGAGGACCCGUUUAACUACUGCCCUGGGGGCUACUACUGCCCUUCCCCCGGCGUGAAGACGCUGUGCCCCGUCGGCUACUUCUGCCCCGACAAGUCCGUGGAGCCGGUUCGCUGCGGCUUCCUGCUGUCCUGCAACGACGCGGGUAUCAGCAAGCCGCAGGUGGCCUGGUGGGGCUUCAUCGUGUUCGUGGUGCUGAUGCUGAUGCUGCCGGUGGCGGGCAUCCUGUACAACCUGUACGAGGAGAAGGCCAUGCGCCGCACCGCGCACGACGACAAGCUGCUGGAGGCGCUGGCGGCCAUGGGCUUUGGCGGCGGCGGCAUUGAGGAGGACAGCGACAGUGAUGAUGACGACGCUGACUACUGGGCCGCGGAGUGGCUGGGCUGGAAGGGCGGCGAGGGCGGCAAGAAGGGCGGCCGCUCGGGCUGGCGCCGCUUCAAGGGCUGGUUCAGACGCCGCGUGCUGCGCCGCAGCGACGGCGGCGCCCCCGACCGCGAGAUGAGCACCAUGGCGGGUGCCCGCAGCGGCAAGAGCGAGGCGGCUGCGGCGCUCAAGGAGAAGAACAUGGCAGAUGACGAGAUGCUGCAGCAGCUGGGCAACGACCGCCUGCCGCCCGGCUUUGACAAGAUCAGCCCCUACCUCACCAUUCAGUUUGAGAACUUGUGCCUCAAGCUCAAGGGCGGGCGCCGCAUCCUGGACCACGUGUCGGGCGACUUCCCGCACAGCCACCUGCACGCCAUCAUGGGCCCCUCCGGCUCCGGCAAGUCGUCCUUCAUCACGGCGCUGAUCGGCAAGGCCGGCGGCGGCGUCAUCACCGGCAACGUGACAGUGUGGAAGUGCGACAGCCAGGAGGUCGAGCUGGGCGCACCCUGCGUGUUCGAGGAAAUCAGGUACCUGACGGGCUUUGUGCCUCAGGACGAUGUGGUGCACGAGACCAUGACGGUGCGCGAGAACCUGUUCUACAGCGCCGCGCUCAGGCUGCCGCGCGGCACGCCCCGCGCGGCGCGCGAGACGGCGGUGCGCGGCGCGCUGAGCAUGCUGGGCAUGGCGCACGUGCAGCAUGACAUCGUGGGCAACGUGGGGCGCAAGGGCCUGUCGGGCGGCCAGCGCAAGCGCCUGAACAUCGGCCUGGAGCUGGUGGCCAAGCCCAGCCUGCUGAUGCUGGACGAGCCCACCAGCGGCCUGGACGCCGCGGUGUCGCACGACGUGGUGCUGGCGCUCAAGCACAUGGCGGAGGCGGGCAUGAACGUCAUGGUGGUCAUCCACCAGCCCCGCUACUCCAUCUUUGAGAUGUUCGACUCGGUGCUGCUGCUGGGCGUGGGCGGCCGCACCGUGUUCCUGGGCCCGGUCAACCUGGCCGAGGCCUACUUCAACUUCCUGGGCUUCAGGCCGCCGCCCAAUGAGAACAGGGCGGACUUCUACCUGGACGUGAUCAGCGGCGCCGUGUGGCGCGACAACGACGAGGACUUUGUGCCCAACGAGCUGUUCACGGUGUGGCAGGAGGUGGGCCGCAUGUGGCUGAUCGAGAAGCUGACCAACCCCGACUUCGGCGAGGAGGAAGAGGAGGACCUGCGGGCGCGCGGCGGCGUCGGCAGCGCCAGCGGCAGCAUCACCGGCAGCGGCAGCUGGGACGACGAGGACGGGAGCGAGGGCAGCUACGGGUACGAUGACCACUACGACGACCACCACCACCACCACCAUCACCACUACCAAGCGGGCCGCCACGAGGCGGGCAGUCACCGCGGGCACGGCCACUCGCGGUCGCCAUCGCCGCAACCUCACCGACCGGCGGCUCCUUUCACGCACCCGUACUACCGGGAGGAGGAAGAACACAUUCGCCUUGGGCAUCGCCCCGACUCCAACCACGUGUCCACACGCCGCGGUGCCGGUACCCAUGUUCCACCACUCAGCAGCCGCGGCCACCAGGGCCAACACUACUCCCCACGCCACAGCGACCGCACCCGCGGCCGCGGCCGCCACCGCCACCACCACCACCAUGACGAUCACUACCACUACCACUCUCAGCAGUCCGACAGCGCAGGCCCCAGCGGCCUGCGGCGCCGCAGCGGCGCGGACCUCUUCGCCGCCACCGUGGCCGCCGCCGUCGCGGCUUCGCACAGCAACUCGGUCAGCAGCGCCGGCGGCGCCCCCGGUGGCGGCGGCAGCGGCACCGGCCCCAGCGCCGGCUCCGGUGGCGGCGGUGGCGGCAGCGCGCCGACCAGCCCGGGCCCGCUGACGCGUGCGGCGCUGGAGCACAGCUCCAUGACGCACCAGCGCAGCCGCUUUGCUCCAGACCGCAGCGGCGGCGGCAGUGCGAUCCCCGGUCCCUCGCUUUCCGCGGGCGCAACCUUCUUCGGCCAUCCGCUAGGCUCCGGCGGCAGCGUGGGCGCCGCGGUGUCGCCGCCGGCGGCCAUGGACAGCAACGGCUUCAUGCCCACCGCCCACGUCACCACCAACACGACCCACUCAACUGUGGCCGCGGCAGCCGCCGCUGCCAUGACGGCGGGAAGCGCGGCGGGAAGCAGUGCCUAUGGCUCGCGCCGCUCAGGCAUGGGCGCCGCCCCCAUUGCCGGCGAGGACGGCCUGGGCCUGGCAGCAAACGACAUCUUUGCGUCCAGCGCCGCCACCGCUGGAGCCGACAGCACCCUGCUUGGCAGCGGCCACGUGGGCUCCGUCGGCGCGGCUGUGGCCACAGCCAACGGCGAUAGCGGCACCGUGGCCGCCGCCGGCGGCGCUGCUGCCGCCAUCGCAGCCGCGCGUGGCCUAGCCAAGGUUGAGAGCCUGCGCGCCGGCAUGGGCCGCGCCUCCGCUGGCCCCGCCGGGGGCGGCGGCAGCAACGGCGGCGCGGACAGCCCGCGCGCGCUGGAGGGGCCCGAGGCGGAUAUCCCGGCCAGCCGGCGCUUCCUGCAGACGGUGGAGAGCCUGAAGGAGGCGGGCGUGCCGCCCACGCUCACCGCCGCCGGCAGCCGGCGUGCGCGGGAGGUGCUUCGCCGCUCGCAUGGCCGCAGCGGCAAGGCGGGCGCGCACCGCGGCGAGCGCAGCAUGGGUCGCAACACGAGCGGCGUGUCGGUGGACCUGGGCGCGGCGGCGGCGCGGGCCGUGGCGGCGGUGGAUGCGGAGCGAGAGCGGGAGCGGGAGCGGGAGGCGCGGCGUGCGGCCGGCGGCGAGCCGACUGUGCAGGUCGUGCUGUCUCCCGCGCCGCCCGACGCGGAGCCGCCGCGCAAGUCCUGGGCGCGCGUCAACCCGUCGCGUGUGUUGGAGUCGGCGCGCGCCGAGGCCAGCCGCCGCGCCCGCGAGCGCUGGUCCACCCUGCGCGCCAACGUGCGCCGUGUGCCUCAGCUCAGCAGCUCGGCGAUGCCGCUGCGCGGCGGCGACGCCAGCCGCUGGCAGCGCAUCAACAUCAGUGCGGUGGUUCGGCACGGCAAGGCGCACACGGGCUCCACGUCGCGGCGCAACAGCGGCGACGGCGGGCUGGUCAGCCGCAGCCACUCGGUCAGCAGCGUCAUGCCGCGCAGGGCCUCGGCGCACAUGGUGCGCGGCACCGGCGGCGACCGCACCACCGGCGGCAACCGCAACACGGUGCAGGGCCUCACCGGGGGCGGCGGCGCGGCGGGCGGCGGCAAGGUGUCGUUCUGGGACGUGGCCAUGACGCAGCUGGAGAAGGCGCACAAGGACAAGGACCACGCCGGCCCACCGGCGGACCGCUUCCGUCACAGCACCGGCGGCGACAAGGACCACCGUCCUGGCGGCGGCGCCGCCACCACGGCGCCCGGCGAGGUGGCGGCCAAGCGCGGCGCCGGCGCUGCUGGCGGCGCGGCCGAGCCCAAGAAGCUCUCCAUGAUGGACAUUCUCAAGAUGGCCCGCAACGUGGAGCAGCAGCGCCGCGCCACCGAGAUCGGCAACCUGCGCUCCGCGGCCGCCGGGAACACCCGCAAGGCCCUCCUCCAUCACCCGCCCGCGCCCUCACGCAAGAACCUGCUCGCCGCUGCCGACGGCGACGACGCCGAGGCAGCCGGCGGCGGCGGAGCCGCCGCCGCCGCCACCGGCGCGGGCGAGGAGGCCGGCGCUGGAGGCCCCAGCGCGGCGGCCGUUACUGCUGCUCGCAGGUCGACAGGCGGCGGAGCCGGCGUUGCUGGCGGCGGCGGCGAGAAGGACAAGCACAUUGCAGACCUGAAGGCCGAGCUCGCGGCUAAGGCCAAGGCCGGCGGCAAGGCCAACAUGAUGGACAUCCUCAAGAUCGCGCGUGUCGCCGCCAAGGACAAGGGCGGCGGCGGCGCCGCGGCCGGAGGCGCGGCCGCCGGUGCUGCAGCCGGCGCAGCUGCCGGCGCCGAGGGCGAGGGCGACAAGGACGGCGACGAGCACCCCAAGCGCUCGCUGCUUGACGCCUACCGGAACAGCAUGCGCAUGCGGGUGGAGCGAAGCGGCGGCAGCCACGGCGGCGGCGAGAAGGACCAUCGCGUCAGCGGCGGCGGCGCGGAGCGGCACCUGCUGGCCAGCGGCGGCAGCGAGGCGCUGCUGAGCGGCGCGGUGCACAGCACGGCGGCGGCGGCGCUGCUGGGCGAGGAGGUGCCCAUGCUGCAGGACGACGAGGACGAGGUGGAGGAGAUGGUCCACCGGCUGUAUGAGAACCGGCGUGUGACGCAUCUGUCCAAGGUGGUGCCGUGGCGGCCCAAGGACCUGCAGGCCAUUCACGACAACUUUGACCUGCUGGAUGUGGGCGGCAACAAGGAGCUCAGCUACGAGGAGUUCCUCUACUUCUUCGCCAGCCUGCGCAAGCUGCUGCCGGAGCGCCACUUUAAGAAGUUCGUGGAGGAGACGGUGGAGCAGUUCGACCUGCAGGAGAACAGCGUGGUGACUCGCGAUCAGUUCCUGGAGGGCAUCAAGACCAAGCUCAAGGAGGCGCAGCUGCCGGCCGAGGUGCGGCGGAGGAGGCGGCGCGGCGCACACGGCUACCUGCGGGGCCAGGAGAAGGCGGAGAAGCGCCGCCGCCUCAACGUCAUCCUGCGCAGGGUGCGCAAGCUCAAGUCCGCGCCCGAGGACCACGAGGCCGCUGCCGAGCGCAAGAAGCUGCAAGACUACUGGUACGACCUUCGCGAGUACUUCCGCAAGAAGAACCUGUCCAUCACCAUGAAGCACCACGCCGCCAAGGCCGCCAAGGCCGCCGGCGCCGCCAACCCGCUUGUGGCGGCGCGGCUGCAGUCGGUGGCGGUGAUGCAGUCCAUGUACAUGCCCAACCACCCGCCGGCACUGGCCGCGCUGGGCACCAUGAACCGCACCGAGGUGGUCAACAUCGGCGCCCAGACGCUGCUGCUGCCCGAGCACGCCGCAGCCAUGGCCGCCAUGGCCGCCGCCGGCAGCGGCCGCAUGGACGGCGUCGAGAACAGCCCCUUCGGCACCGCGGGCUACGCCGCCAUGGCCGCUGACGUGGAGGCCACAGGCAGCAUGUCGCGCGGCGGAGGUGGCGGCGGAGGCGUGAUGGGUGUACCGGGCAUUACGUCGGCGGCGGCCGCCGCCGCCGGCUCCUUCAGCCGGUUCGGCCCCGGCGGCCCGGCGGGCCCCAUGGCGGCGGCGGCCUCUGGCGGCGUGCCGUACGGCAUGAUGGCCAGCCACCUGUCUGUCAGCCGCGCCGGCGGCGGCAGUGGCGCCGGCACGCCGCGCGCCGGCGGCGGCCGCCAGCGCCGCGCCAGCGGCCUGGGCCUGCCCAGCCGCAUGGGCGCCGGGCCGAGCAACGCCGCCGUGGCCGCGGCCAUGGCCGAGGUUGAGAUGGCCGGGCUGGGCAACGGUGCGGCUUCAUUGGGCGCGGCGCGCGAGCGCGAGCUGGCUCAGAUGCUGGGCCUGCCGGCGCCGCGGGUCUCUGCGGGCCUGAGUGGCGCCGAGGCGGGCUACGGCAGUGCGGUGGAGCGCAGCGGCGGCAGCGCGGUCCGCCACCACAAGCGGCUGCAUGCCGUGCUGACGCCCGGCGGCCGCGUGAGCACCAACAUCAGCGACACCGAGCUCAACCAUGUGGCCGGCGGCCGCGUCAACAAGAGCGUGACCGGCCGCGCCAGCAGCGUCACCGGCCGCGGCAGCGGCACCAGCGCCGCUGGUAGCCGUCGUGGCAGCACGACCGGCCGCGGGCCUAGCAUGUCGGGUGCCACGGCGGCGGCGGUCGCAAAUGCGGUGCUGGCCGGCGGCCGCAUCGCCAGCAUUACCGGCCGCGUGGGCAGCACCAGCACGCGCGCCACUGGCGCCCACCCCGGCGCCCGCUUGGAGGCUAUGGACCCGGCACACGCCGCCAGCAUCGUCGCCGCCGCCAAUCGCAUGGGCUCCAUCACCGGCGGCGCCGGCAUGCGCAUGGGCAGCAUCACUGCCGGCCACCCCGCUGCCGCCCUGGCCGGCAUGGCCAUCGGCGGCGGGCGCAUGGGCUCCAUCACCGCCGGCGCCAUGCGUGUCGGCAGCAUCACCGCCGGCGGCGGCCGCGCGCCGGGUGUGAUGGUCAUCGGCGGCGGCCGCAUGGGCUCCAUCACCGCCACAGGCCGCAUGGGCUCCAUCACAGGCGGCCAGCAUGCCGCUAUGCGCCGCCGCAUCCGCGCCGCCGGCUACGGCGGCCAGGAGGAGGACGGCUUCGACACCGACGGCGAGCCUGUCGGCGUGCUGGCGGGCCGGCCGCAGGUGUUCGCGCCCGGCGGCAUCUUCGCCGAGAUGCCGCGCGCAGACAAGGAGUCGCUGCAGACGGUGCUGGCGCGCAUGCGCGCGGAGAAGAACAUCGACCCGCAGCUGCUGCAGCAGCAGCGCAAGGAGGAGGAGAAGGCGAUGCUGGCGGCGGCGUCGGCGCAGGUGGGUCUGGGCGCGCUGCCGGGCGCCUCUGGCCCGCGCGCGCCGGGUGGUGGCCGGCAGCGGCGCGCCAGCUGGGUCCUCAACCCCGACCAGGUGGCUCUGGAGGGCCUGGAGGCCGGGGGCGCCAGCUCGCAUGUGGGCGCGCCGCCGCUGGUGGGCACUGCCUCGGGCGUGCUGCCGCCCGGUGGCGGCAGCGCCGCCUUCUACCCGCCCCUGGGCGGCACCGGCAGUGGCGCGCUGGCCCCGCUGGGGCCCUCCGCGGCGCAGCUGCACCCCUCACUGAGCGGCGUGGGCUCGGGCAUCGGCGUGGGCGCCGGAUCGCUCAAGCCGCCGCCGCAGAGCUACAGCGGCGUGCCGCUGGCGCCCACCAUGAGCGGCGUGGGCCCGCUCAGCCCGCUGGGCGACACCAGCAAUGUGCCGCUGCUGCAGCCCCUGCGCGGCGGCCACUCCUCCGCCGCGCUAAACGACUCGCCCGUUGCGGCCGUUGGCGGCCUUGCCGGCGCGCCCGGCUCCAGCCGCCUCGCCGGCGGCACUCCCGCCGGCGCCGUGGCCGGCCUGGCGCUGCCGCCGCACAUGUCACGUGGCGGCGCGGGCAGCGGCUUCGGCCCCGGCUCCAUGUCCCGAGCGUCGCCGCACUCGACGCCGCGCGUCGCCGCCGGGCCCGUGCACUCGGUGCGCUUCGCCGCCACCGAGCGCAACAUGAGCGGCACGCACGCAAGCGACGCGGCCAUGGGCGCGCCCUACGGUUCUUUGCCCGGCGAGCCGGGCGAGGAGGGCGGCAGCUGGGGCGGCGACAGCGGCGAGGACGGCGAACACGAGCACGGCGAGGAGGGCAAGGGGCUGGAGGAGGACAUGUACGCGGACGCCAAGCCCAUCAACUGCUGCGUGCUGCUGUCCUACUACAUCUCCUACUACAGCGCCGUGGCCUGGGAGUGGCUGGCUCUGCGUGUGCGGCACUUCGGCGCCUCGCUGCUGGGCCAUGAGCGCGGCGGUCGCGCGCUGCCGUCCGUGGGCCGCCAGAUCUACAUGGUGUGGCGCCGCAGCGCCACCAAGUUCCUGAACGAGCGCGCCUACGCGCUGCUGGACAUCAGUCUGGUCAUUAUGCUGGGGCUGGUCAUGGGCGCAAUCCAGGGCCACACGUCGUCCAUCACCAAGGUGCCCGAGACCGCCAUCCUGGUCAUCCUGGCCUUUGCGCUCACCUCGCUGGUGACCGGGCUGCGCACGUUUGGCCAGGAGCAGCUCAUCUUCCUGACGCGCGAGGCGCAGGCGGGCCUCAGCGUCAUGUCGUGGAUGCUGGGCCGCAUCGGCUGGGACCUCAUCCUGCAGGGCCUGUACCCGGCUCUGUACCUGGGCUUCUACUACGCCAUGACGGUGUUCGACACGCCCUUCGAGCUCUACUACCUAGUGCUGUUCUUUGUGGCCUGGUGGGGCUUCGGCGUGGGCUACCUGUUCUCGGUGCUGCUCGAGUCCAACAACGCGCUGCUGGGUGGCCUGUGCGUCACGCUCAUCUUUGGCGGCAUCAUCAACGGCAUCAACCCCAGCGUGGCGGCCAGCGAGGGCAACGUGCUGCUGACGGGGCUGCAGUACAUGUCGUACACGCGGUGGGCGGUGGAGGCGGUGUUCAUCGGCACCGCCACGCCCACCUCCUCCAGCCUGGUGUUCCUCACCGCCGGCGCCAUGUCGCAGCUGGGCUUCUGCGACAUGCACAACCACCUGGGCUCCUUCGACGGCGGCCUGGACCCGAGCAACCUGGCCGCCGCCUUCCGGCCCGUGUUCGAGCAGCAGUACAACACCACGCUGGACAGCGGCAACAGCACCAGCACCAGCAGCAGCGACACGGGCAACAGCAUGGCUGUGGCGUUCCUGUACAGGGUGUACCAGGACCCGGGCGUGGUGGACCGCCUGUGCCGCACCGCCUUCAUGCAGGACAUCCUGUGGCUGUGGGGCUGGGGCAUGAUCACGCGCCUGGCGGCGUUCUUCGUGCUGCUGUACAAGGUGGAGCGCCGCAUGACCACCGCCUCCGUGUUUGGCUAGAAAAGGUGGAUGCGGCUGGGUUUGCGAGGUCUGGAAUCACAGGUGGAGGUGGAAGAGGUGGUGGUGAUGGUUUGAAGUGCUUAGGUGGUUAGGUUGUUUUGUCAUGCGUUCCUGGGAAAGAGGCAUAGGCUAGGGGCUUUCGCACAGGGGCUUCGCAGGUGUGCGCCGGUGUCGCAGUACGUUUUGGAGGUAGGCUGCUGUGUAAAUGGGUGUCCUCCUUAAGGUGUUCUGGCGACAACUGGCCACGUGGUACUUGUGAAGAAGGUUACAAGUAAUGGCCGCCUCAUUUAUCUUUCGGCUCAUCAUCAGGUUCGUCUUCAUGUAAGGCGCAGCGAUAGGCGUGCGAUCGUGUGCGUGCGUAUGCGCGAUCGUGCGCGCCAUUCAGUGCGAAGCAGGUGUGCGCCGGCGUCUCGGUGCUGUCUUGAUAGGCUGCUGCGAUAGUAGUUCUCUCCUGACUGGGGUUACGGCGACGUCUGGCCCCGAGGUACCGGUAUCUAUGGCCAACGGUCAUUAGCAUGUCCAGCUGAUUGUCUCACUCGGCUAGUGUUGCUGCGGGGUGAAGCGGUAGGCAUGUGUGCGUGUUCGGGCGUGCGUGUGCAUGUGCGUGCGUACGUAUGCGCAUGCCCGUGCGUGUGCAUGAAAGUGCGAAGGAGCUGGUGGGUCUAGGACUGGAGUAUGCGACAGGACCGUGCCGCCGCCCAGACGCUACGGGCCGGGCAAUGCUCCCGCCUCGUCAAUCCUAGAUUCCGUAUCAUCGCGUAGCUGGCAAUCGAGGUACAUGUUAUGGAUGGCACAUGGCUACAGUGCAGGUGGAAUUGGGCCGGGUAGCAGUACCUGCAUCCCAGAGCUCGUGGAGGGCUUUCUGUUUAGCUUUGCUGGGUGAUGACGUGCGUAAUCUGCUUGUGCUAGUGGCCGGGGUUGGCUGGUAUCAUCAAACUUGAAGCGUCCCUCGUAAUUGGCGGAAUCAAUGCACAUAAGCUUGACUGAUGGGUACUUGGGCCCCAAUAUUAAGUAUGGACUUACAUGCCGAAGUUUAGCUGUAGAAGAUACCAUGCGUGGUCGGCAUGGAGACGUGUAGCCAGGGCGCCCCUGCGUGUAUAUGUGUCUGUGUGGGGAAGGGGAUAAGCCCCUUGGAACCAACCCCCCCCCCAUACACGUUCGAUAGUGAGCCUGUUGUUUGGCAUGCGCUUCGACACCUGCUAGUAAUCAUGUGUUGACGUUGAAGUUAGCAAGGAGGUUGUGGUCCGCGGGUCCGCCUUUCCGUAAUGUAAGACUGCAGAGAC